UGACUACUUGUCGCCAUUUUGCAGCGAUAAGUGCGAUCUAGGAUCGCAUUUCUCUGCGUUAAAAGUGUUCUAGAAAUAUUUUUACGGGAGUACAGUCACUCCCGUAUUUGCAGAGUUAAUUUUUAAAAACCCUUUUUCAAAUCUGAUAAUUUCUGGCUAAAUAAUUAUUGUAAUUUUCCCUUUUUUUGUUGUUGCAACAUGGAGUUAUAAAGAAAAUGAAGUCUCAAAGUUUUAUAUCUGUUUUAUCUGCUGAGCAGAAAAGAACAUCUUGUUCUUUGAAAAUAGUUGUUAAUGCUAGAAGAAGGAGCUGUCACAAUGGACAAAAAACCGUCUCGUCAGUCGUCUGUACCGCCAAAGAAUGGCGCGUCGUCCGACAAUAAAAAGAAUGAUACAAACAGUCCAAGUAGAUUUGCAAAGUAUGGGAGGAGGGAGACAUCAGGACGGGGACGGGACACACAUGAUGGUUCUCGGCGGCCUGUUCCCCAAAGAUCCAGAGCUUUUGGGGACAAAAGGCCACGACCGAGAGGCUAUUUUAAUGAUCGACAAAGAGAAGAGGUAGUAGAUGCCCCUUGCCCAGAGUUGGGCUCAGCUUUGUAUUCUGGUUCGAAAAAAGCGAACUACAAUCAUUUGCUUAACUUCACAUUUGCCGAGAGGGAGAGUGGACAGAGAGGGUACUCUCAUGGAGGAGGUCGGAAACAGCACUACAGUGGUAGAGUCCGAUACAACAAGGAAUGUUUUCUGCAAGCAAACUAUCAGUUUGUGGUGCAUGAUUUAGGUGACUAUGUUGUUCAUUCAAUCGAUGCCGACAAGCUUGUGGACUGGGAUCUGGUGGAGCAAGUUAGGACUGCUAGUUCAGAAACUCCUUCAUGCCCAAUUUGCUUACAAAUACCACAAGCAGCCAAGAUAACCCGCUGCGGUCACAUCUAUUGCUGGGCAUGCAUUCUCCAUUACUUGGCGCUAGGUGAGAAGACUUGGAGAAAAUGUCCAAUUUGCUACGAAGCGGUCCAUAUCAAGGAUUUAAAGAGUGUACUGACUAAAACUGUUCAUCAGUACCGACCUGGUGAGGAAAUAACCAUGAAAUUGAUGAAGAGAGAGAAAGGAACUACCUACUCUGUGCCAAAAUCCCAGUGGGACAAGCGGGAUGGCAAGCCGCAUAGUGUUGAAGAUGGUGACAACACAAAAUAUAUGAAGAUACUGAUUGCAUCUGUAAAUGAGAUACAGGCCCUUAUCAUUGAGCCUGAGAAAAAGUGCUUACAACAUCAGCUAAAGGAAGCCGAGACAUCUGAAGUUUGUUUUAUUGAAGGAGCUUUGACAAUGCUCAAGGAAAGGGAGGAAAUUCUUUACGGAUGUGCCAGCAGCUCAAACAAGACUGAUAAGAUGCUAGAGCAGAAACCUGACAAGGUGGCAGGAAAAAGCCCGGUCACAACUAGCCUUCCAGAGCGGAUAAGCCCGGUUAAACCUGGGUUUUCCUGUGAUGGAAGAAGGAAAAUUAUUGAGUAUGCCUCGGCAUUUUCUGAUGAAGAGGUUUUUGAUGAUGAGAGAGAAGAUAGUGAGAGUUUAAAAGCAAGUCCUUCGUGGUCGUCGGUUUCAGAUCCAGAGAUUUCCGAGUUGCUCGAGGAUAUUGUCAUUGAAACUGACGAGUCUACUGUGGCUGUACCGAUUCCAGUUGCGACUGGAAGUACGCCGACUCCAGUGAUGUCUGCUGAUCCCGCAGUCAGUGGUAAUCCCAUGGGGUCACCAGAGAAUCCGUUUGCGACAUCCUCGAUGCAACAGAAUCUGACCGAAGACGAUACCAUGCCGACCGAUGAAGCUGCUGCGUACCUUGAGUUGCCAACGGAAACCCCACCAAAAUAUGGCAACAAACGACAGAAUGUUAGAAAGGAUGCGUUCUAUUACUAUCAAGCAAGUGAUGGUCAACAUAUCUAUAUGCAUGCACUAAAUGCCCGGUGUAUGGUUAGAGAAUAUGGAAGCCUUGAGGACUGUCCUAACACUGUGACUGCAACCAUUGUGGCGAUGGAGAGCAUCUUCAUGACCGAGGAUUUGCGUAAGCGUCUUCGAUAUCUGAACCAUCUACCUCUGACGUGCGAGUUUCAAGUUGUGGAGUUAGCUUUAAAACCACCUGUUGUAUCCAAGGACACAUUGAGAGCUUUUUCUGAUGAAAUAGAAAAACGUCACCGAAUGAGACAAAAGAAAGUUAGAGAUGAAAAAAUAAGAUCCAAGAGGAUAGAUGCAGAAGAAAAAGAGAAAUUUGGAUUGUUUGCAGGUUUGUCUGUCCCACUUGACAGUACAUCACAGUUUCCUGUGACUACGAUUGUACCCAGUGACAUGUACGCCCCAGCAACCACAGCCCCAGAAUCCCCAACAUCUGGUAAUCUUUCAGGUUUGAAUGAGAAUGUUGACGAAAGUUCUGGCUCUGUCAGUGAUGAUCGACAACAGAGUUCAAUGUCAUUUGCCCAGAUGUUAAAAGCUGGCAAGACACGGCCAUGUGCUUGGUUAAAACCAGUUGAGAACACUGCUUCCGUGGAGAAACCAACUAAGGUGUCUGGAGAUGUAGAAAGCGACGACGAAGAUGGCAUUCCAGUCCCUCAGUUCCAGGAUUCAUUCAGCAGUGCAUUGUCUGCUGCCUUGGUCAGUCUGGACAAGCCUAAAGAUGGGGAAUCAAAACCUCAGAGCAGCAAAAAGAAAAAGAAGAAACAACAGCUUCUCUUUACUACAGCAAUGACACGUGGGAAAUAGGCCAUUGUGUUAUCAACAGAGACUUAACGGAGCAUUGCUAUUUCUUACCCAGCUACGUCUUACCCAACGCGGAUGAUUAAUUUACCUGUGGAUUGCUAAUAUGUAGAGCUAUAUUUCAUCUAUAGCUAACCCUGUUAUUCAGAUGUUUUUUGCCUGCCUGCAUUUUGUGAAUUACCGUAAUUCUGUAUAUCCUGUUAAUCAAUUUUUCAGUAUAUAGAUGUAUAUUUUAAUACCAGUACUAAUUUCCAAGUAUAUUGGUGUAUAUUUAAUCCAGUUCUACAUCUAUAAAGGAUGCAGGUGAUGCAAAUGGAAGUCUUUCAUUAGGUUUUAAAUUGAUAAUGACGUACAGUUAAAAGGGGAGAUAAGGACUUCCUUUUGGUGAACGCAGUGUUUUCAUCAACUGCCAUUGUUAGGAAAAGAAGCAACCGAUUUUCUUUGUUGUAAUUUAGUCAGCAUAAGCAUGUUGUUGUAAACUGCUGGUUUUUCCAUAUUCUGCCAAAAUUAAUAUAAUAAAGUGAUUGUUGUUAUAAUUCACCAGGUCAUGUGUAGUGUUCUGUUAACAUUGCUUCAUAUGACUAAUACUAGUGCUAAACGAUGUCAAGUAUUCUGACAUAAAACUUGGGAUAAUUAACACUACUGCUGUGGUUAUUAAAGAUAUUUUAUACAUGACACGUUUAAAGAGACUAUCCUGAGUUUGCUAACUUUGUUAGAUCUUUACGACAAAUGGAGCAUUUUUCUAUAACUGAAAUCGCAUAUUAAGUAAAAAAGAGUUUUAGAAUAUGCAGAGCUAGCUGUGACAUCAAAUUCACCAGCUGUGAAUUUUAAAAGCAAAUGUCAAAUUUUAUGUCUAUUUGGGCUAAAUAAUUGCAUGAAAUAAUUUAUAUUUGUUAUAAAAUUAACUGCUUUGAUAAGUUUUAAAUAGAGAAGAAUGCAACGAGUUGUUUUAAAAUGUAUUUAACAAGCGAAAGCGAGUUUAAUACAUUUUUAAACAACGAGUGGUAUCUAACGGACACAAAUAUAUUAUUUUAUUUCUUACAUAUCCUCAAAAACCAAGGUUUAAUCAAAUUUUAACAUCUUUAUCGAUUAAAAGAUAUUUACAACCCUUUGCACUUGUAGCUGACUUGUGCGUGACACACACAUUACCAGGUUAAUUAUACGUCGCAGUGUAAUCGAUUUACACCGUGCUGUUUUUUUUAUUGUAUGUAUGGCAUUGGUGACCUGGUCAUCACCUAGGAGCAGUCGGUCGUAUGUCUUGAAAUUGUUAGCACUCGUACAUGUAAACCACUAUAAUGCAUGGUGUACUCGUCAACGGGUGAGUAAGAAAGAUAAUUUAGAGAAAUUAAGAGUCCCAUGUCUGUUUCUGAUCAUUCUAAUGUGUGUUGAAUAUUUUGUCACACAAUUAUUUUUAUCAAGAAAAUUUCUGGAACGUCUUAAGAAAGUAGCAUGUGACAUUUUGUCUUGGUUCUGUUAUUUUUGAAAUAUUAAUAGUAAAUUAUGCCAUAAACUGAAAGUGAUCAAUUUUUAUUUAUCAUCAAUGUUGGUGAUUGCAGUAAAUUUAAAUUCACGCACACAACCGUUUGGUGGAAUGUUGCCAUUUUUGAAGUAAUGGCAUAUUAGGUUGUACAUUAGUCAUAAUCCACUGAAGUGGAUAGCAUUUAAUGCUGAUAUUCUAUAUUUGUAAAAUGUACAUCUGAGUCCUUUUUCCCCUCUAUAUUAUUUAUGUUUGCUUUUUAUGAAAGUUGUGUUUUAAAAUGUUGUUUAUUUUGAGGUUUGCGUAGAUGAGCCACUAAUUCACUACCUGUGUUAGUGGUCCUGUUGAUAUUUGCUGUUAACUUGUUGUUUGGCUGUUUGUAAAUAAAUCUGCUAUAUUUGUGUAAUGAUCUUUUGCUGUGGGAUUGGGUGGGUGCAAAAAAAAAAAAUGCAUUCAGCUUUUUGCCAAUAAUAAAUGAACUAUUUGUAUCCAUACCCCUUCCCACCCCGAUAAAGUUGCCCAUUAAACAUUGAUUAUUUUUGUGAUCCUGGGCUCAGUUCCACAAAGCAGUCUUAGAUCUUAGCCCUAAGAUCACCUUAUGUGCCUAACUCUGGGAACAUUUUGCUUUUAACAUCUUGAUUAACGAUAUUUCUAGUGAAUUGAAAAUGGAUUAGCAACUACUGUUUAAUGUUUUAAAAUUGUGUAGUGAUUCUGUGUAACUUUCGUAGCAAAUCGCGACACGAUACUGAACAAAAUGUUCCCUGUAACUACUGUUGCAAUUAUGGUGAUCUUAGUGCUAAGAUUGCUUCAUGGGAUGGGGCCCUGGAAUGGUAGUGAAUUACUGGGUAAACUAUUCAAGACUACUACAGGGUUCUUAUGCGUCCUGGAAAUCCUGGAAUUACUGGGUAAACUAUUCAAGACUACUACAGGGUUCUUAUGCGUCCUGGAAAUCCUGGAAUGUCCUGGAAUUUUGCAAUUUUAAAAUCCAAGCCUGAAAUGUCUUGGGGGAAAAAGCAUUAAAUUUUAUUGUUCUGGAAAUUUAGGCCAAAAAUUCAGUGGUUUAUUUUGUUGGCAUCUUUACUUUUGUUGUCCUCAUAAGCUGUCUAAAUUCAAACAACAAUUUGUUGUAAAAACAUUCAUUGAUUGAACAUUUCAUGUCCUGGAAUUGUUUUUGAAUGUCUUAAAAUGUUAUGUUUUUUUCAAGUGUAAGAACCCUGUACUACUACUAAUACUACUACAACUUUGCUUUUGUUUUCCAUUUGUUACAUUUAUGCACAAACUAUUUGUUUUAAAUUUUGGACAAUCCAGAUGCUGCAGUAGAAACUAGCAGAAAAUUGUAAAAGGAAUGUGCGUGCUUGUUUUGAUGCCAUUGUCGUGGUUUUUGUAGUCUGAUGGUUUACUGAAUGAUUUUUGUUUUUUGUUCCUGGUAUGACAGUACGGACAGCUAUUGAAUUGUUAACGUCAGCACAACAGCAUUGCUUGAUUGUUUAAUUUAUGACAAAUUAUGUUUAUCAUAUACUACAAAAUGUGAUAGUUCCAAAAGUUUGGUGAUUUGUUUUGACUGAUUAAAACAGAGAAGUAUUA
Gigantopelta aegis is the source of this 5791-nucleotide messenger RNA. Its product is annotated as RING finger protein 10-like. Gene Ontology annotation, molecular function: transcription cis-regulatory region binding; metal ion binding. NCBI's taxonomy places the organism in Eukaryota, Metazoa, Mollusca, Gastropoda, Neomphalida, Peltospiridae. Bases 292 to 2736 code for a protein of 814 amino acids. The transcript is spliced from 17 exons. Gene Ontology annotation, biological process: positive regulation of transcription by RNA polymerase II. The record is from RefSeq and is a predicted model, not a curated record.